CGGGCGGGAGGCGGUGGAGGAUGGCGGUGGUGCUGAGCUCCGACCGGCUCGAGGUCUCGGUGGACGGGCUGACGCUGAGCCCUAACGCCGAGGUGCCGCACUGCGAAGCGCGGCCGGGGCAGGGGGAGCCCGCGGCGGGGCGGAGCCGAGCGGGCCCCGGCUCCCCGGGCCAGGCGGAGGUCGGCGGCGAGGCGGCGGAGGAGGCGGCGCUGAGCCUGGAGCGGCGCUGGGGCUUCGCGCUGGAGGAGCUGUACGGCCUGGCGCUCCGCUUCUUCAAAGAAAAAGAUGGCAAGGCCUUUCAUCCAACAUAUGAAGAAAAACUCAAACUUGUGGCACUGCACAAGCAGGUUCUGCUGGGACCUUACAACCCUGACACUUGCCCUGAAGUUGGAUUCUUUGAUGUGCUGGGGAACGAUAGAAGGAAGGAAUGGGCUGCCCUUGGAAACAUGUCAAAGCAGAAAGCUAUGACAGAAUUUGUGAAGCUCCUGAAUAGGUGCUGCCACUUGUUUUCAACGUAUGUCACUUCCCACAAGAUAGAGAAAGAAGAACAAGAAAAGAAAAGAAGAGAAGAGGAAGAACGAAGGCGACGUGAAGAGGAGGAGCGUGAGCGUUUACAAAAAGAAGAAGAAAAACGUAGGCGAGAAGAGGAGGAAAGACUGAGAAGGGAAGAAGAAGAGAGGAGGAGAAUAGAAGAAGAGCGACUUCGGAUGGAACAACAGAAGCAACAGAUAAUGGCAGCACUGAACUCCCAGACUGCAAUCCAGUUCCAGCAGUAUGCAGCCCAGCAGUACCCGGGCAACUAUGAACAGCAGCAGAUCCUAAUUCGGCAGCUCCAAGAACAGCAUUAUCAACAAUACAUGCAGCAGUUGUAUCAAGUCCAGCUUGCACAGCAGCAGGCAGCCUUACAAAAACAGCAGGAGGCGGUUGUGGCAGCAACAGGGACACCCCUGACUACUGCAUCAAAGGUGAAUGCACCUGCCCCAGGGGACACCCCAUCCAUUAACGGGCAGGCCAGUGCACAUGCAGACAGCCCUGAAAAAGAGCUGGAUCCAGAGGCUUUGGAAGAAGCGCUGGAGAAUGGACCAAAAGAUUCCGUUCCGGUGAUAGCUGCCCCAUCGAUGUGGACACGACCCCAGAUAAAAGACUUCAAGGAAAAAAUCCGGCAGGAUGCAGACUCUGUGAUCACAGUGGGCCGAGGAGAAGUAGUUACAGUUAGAGUACCAACCCACGAAGAGGGGUCUUACCUCUUUUGGGAGUUUGCUACAGACAAUUAUGACAUUGGUUUUGGGGUGUAUUUUGAAUGGACAGACUCCCCUAAUACUGCAGUCAGUGUGCAUGUCAGCGAAUCCAGUGAUGAUGAGGAUGAAGAAGAAGAAAAUACUAGCAGUGAAGAAAAAGCCAAAAAGAAUGCCAACAAGCCUCAGCUAGAUGAAAUAGUGCCUGUGUACAGACGAGACUGUCACGAAGAAGUGUAUGCUGGCAGCCACCAGUACCCAGGGAGAGGAGUUUAUCUUCUUAAAUUUGACAACUCCUACUCUCUAUGGAGGUCAAAAACAGUUUACUACAGAGUUUAUUAUACUAGAUAAAGGUGUGGCUGUGUCUGGGCUGUGCAGAAGAUGUCAUUUUAUUUGGAAUUUUCUUCAAGCAUAAUGGAUCCUUUUGAGUCUGUGUUUUAUCCUGUCUGUAUCUGUAUGGUUUGUGUGAACUUUAACAAGUAGACACUGGGAUCUUCCUGCUCCAUGACACUAAUGCAUAUUGCAUUGGGCUUAACACAGGAUCUCCCUAGCCCUUUUGGGUAUUGGAGUUAACCAAUGGAAGUCAUUGGCUCCAAUGCUAAGGUCACAUCAGUUGCAUUUGUUACAGCCUCAUGAAAAAGGGGGAGGGAGUUGCUGGCUCACUGGCUGGGUGAUCUGAUGUUUCCAGGUCUGGAUGCUUUGAAUAACUUGUUAACGGUUAAUUUAAAGGUCCCAUCAAUAACUGGUAGAUUUGGAUGCAGUUUGCUGUGUAGCAAGUUUCUCUUAACUGUAAUUGAAUGUCAGAUUUUUACACCAUUAAAACUUGAAACUUUAAGUUGAUGCAGUUUAGAAACAAGUUGUCUCGCUUCUGUCCUCAUCAAAGAAGAAACAUUCAGUUCCUUGAACCAGUGUAGUGGCUAAGACAGGGAUGAACAGCAUCCUGAAAGUACAGCAAAUAACCUCUCCUGAAGAUGUAAACUGAGUGACAAUUUAUAAUAUAUGUAACAAGAAGAACCUUAAUCUCUCUGCCCCGCUGUUAACCCUAGAAUAGACAAAGUCAUUUUUUGAGGCAAUUGACUUUGAACCAGGGCACAAACAAUUUCUAAGUUUGGUGGGUUUUUAAUGGGGUAGACUUUAAAAAAAAAAAACAAAACAAACAACAACAAACCAAACCAAAACAAACCAACAACAAACUAACUACAAACCUGAAAACAGUUUUCUGUACCAUGUUCUGGUUUGUCUGUUUUUGUAAAACCUGAAUAAGCACGUUGUGCAUCUGCAGAACAGUAAGUCACUUUGAUAAAGUAUAGGAAUUAAUGUUGCACUAAUUAUGGAAAUCACUGCCAGUCCAUUUUAGUCUGAGCUGGUGAUACGUGGGCGCAAACUUUCUGCUUUAAUCUGUAAAUGUCUGCAGAAAGGCAGAGUGCACAUACAGAUACUUAAUAAUGUAGCUUUAAUCUCAGUUUCAUAUGGUUUGGUUGGGGCAUUUCAUAUUUUGUAUUGUGGAAAAAUGCAGGUGGCUACCUGACUUGAGGCUGCAGAAGGAACCUGCUGUCCUUGGAGCCCUGCGCCCCAGGGGUGAGGUGUUGGCAGUGAUGACUUGCACAAGUGCUCUCUGCAUGGGUAACUGAAAAGAAACUUGGUAGCUAAAAGAAAACGGUUACUUUGAGUGUCUCAGAUCAGUUCUUGCAGUAGGACUCCCGUUGAUUAGCUGCAGUGUGUACAGUUCCACGGCAGAUGAUACUAAGUUUGUGGGAUUUGUUUGAAUAAUCAGUUUGUACAUACAUAAUACUUUACUUUUCUCAUACCAACCAUGGAGAUACUUCUCCUAGAGUGUUUAACUUGUCAUCUUGCGUUUGGUUCAGCAACACCAUACAAGCUUAUAGCUAGUUAGUGCUGCUUUAUCCAAAAACACUGUACAAUGUUCUGCUCUUGUGUACAUACAGUAUAUAAACCAUGAAUUUAGAAAGUACCUUGCUUUUAAAGAAAACUGUAUUUAAUGUAAAAAAAAACAACCAAAAAAAACCAAAAAAAAACAAAAACUUUUAAAAAGGCAGGCACUAAUAUAUUUCUUCUGGUCUUCAAUUUAAAUUUUUUUUGUCCAUACAAAAAUGUUAUAACUUUUUUCUCUAAGAAUAUCUGUUCUUGGGAGUGGUGUUUGUCGCUUUAAAUGGCAGCACUUACUGUCAUGUGUUGGAUGUUAGAACUUUUAUGUUUUCAGACUUUUUUUUUAUUGCCUUUGGCUGUUGGUUAGUACAGUACAAGUGCGAUUUCAAGAUACCUUGAGAUAGUAUUUAAUCCUAAUUAAAAUACAUUUAUCUGUAA
Molecule: messenger RNA, 3560 nt
Organism: Falco peregrinus (peregrine falcon)
Lineage: Eukaryota; Metazoa; Chordata; Aves; Falconiformes; Falconidae
Gene: ACBD3
Product: acyl-CoA binding domain containing 3
Exons: 8
Coding region: 21-1586 (521 amino acids)
Cellular component (GO): Golgi membrane
Molecular function (GO): fatty-acyl-CoA binding
Source: RefSeq, a predicted model, not a curated record